CCUGAGCUAGAGAUGGAAAGUAGAGUUGUGGGCGUGAAUAACAACAACAAUGAAAACACAGCAACUUGCACCAUUACCAUUAAGGGUUUUAUUAGCCUUCUAAUGGAAACCAUUGAUGAGAAUGGUGGUGAUAGCAAGAGAGUUAUUUCUCUGGGUAUGGGUGACCCAACUCUCACCAGUUACUUUCCCAUCUCCAACGUUGCUGAAGAAGCUGUUUCUGAAGCACUUAGGUCACACAAGUUUCGUGGCUAUGCUCCCACUGCUGGUCUUCUCCAAGCCAGGAUUGCAAUUGCUGAAUAUCUAUCUCGUGACCUUCCUUACCAACUAUCAAGUGAUGAUGUUUUCAUCACUUGUGGAUGCACACAAGCCAUUGAUGUUUCAGUGGCCAUGCUUGCUCGCCCUGGUGCAAACAUCUUGCUUCCAAGACCAGGCUUUGCAAUCUAUGAACUCAGUGCUGCAUUUAGAGGGGUUGAAGUGAGGCAUUAUGAUCUUCUUCCAGAGAAAGGUUGGGAGGUUGAUCUUCAUGCAGUUGAAGCUCUUGCUGAUCACAACACGGUUGCGUUGGUGAUCAUAAACCCUGGAAGUCCUUGUGGGAAUGUGUACAGCUAUCAUCAUUUGGAGAAGAUUGCUGAAACUGCAAAAAGGGUUGGAACAAUUGUGAUUUCUGAUGAAGUUUAUGGUCACCUUGCCUUUGGGGGAAAGCCUUUUGCGCCAAUGGGAGUUUUUGGCUCUGUUGUUCCUGUUCUCACUCUUGGCUCUCUCUCUAAGAGAUGGAUAGUUCCUGGUUGGAGGCUUGGGUGGUUUGUCACAAAUGAUCCAUCUGGCACUUUUAGAAAUCCAAAGGUAGUUGAGCGCAUUAAAAAGUACUUUGAUCUUUUGGGAGGUCCAGCCACUUUCAUCCAGGCAGCUGUACCUCGAAUAAUUGCACAAACCGAAGAGAUUUUCUUCAAGAAAACCAUUGAUAAUUUGAGGCAUGCUGCAGAUAUAUGUUGUAAAGAGAUAGAGGAAAUUCCAUGCAUUUUUUGCCCUUACAAACCAGAAGGGUCCAUGGCUUUGAUGGUGAAACUAAACCUUUCACUUUUGGAAGGGAUUAGUGAUGACAUAGAUUUCUGUUUCAAGCUCGCUAAGGAGGAAUCUGUUAUUAUUCUUCCAGGAACUGCAGUAGGGCUGAAAAAUUGGCUUCGUAUUAUUUUUGCUGUUGACCCAUCUGAUCUUGAGGAGGGUAUGAAAAGGGUAAAAUAUUUCUGUCAAAGGCAUGCAAGAAAAUUUUCCAAAGACUAGUCAAUUCACAGAUAAAAGGAGAGUAAUAAUUUCUGUACACUCAUAUGAUAUAUGAUAUAUACUCAGUGAAAAAGGUAUAUAAACAUGAUAGAUUAUAUGAUAUAAUAAGAAAAACAGAUAAAGAGAAAUAAUAAGUAUUGUGAAUAAUAAUUAUUAACAUAAAUGGUUGAAUAGUUGUAUUGGUUACCAAAAGAUCAGAAUUUGAUGAUUAACUUAUGUAAAUUAUCAAAUCAAAAGUA
This is a messenger RNA of Cajanus cajan (pigeon pea), 1520 nucleotides long. Its product is annotated as putative aminotransferase TAT2. Gene Ontology annotation, biological process: L-tyrosine catabolic process; biosynthetic process. Lineage: Eukaryota; Viridiplantae; Streptophyta; Magnoliopsida; Fabales; Fabaceae. Gene Ontology annotation, molecular function: L-tyrosine:2-oxoglutarate transaminase activity; pyridoxal phosphate binding. The record is from RefSeq and is a predicted model, not a curated record.